GACCGAAAGAAGCCAGACGAUUAGCCUCUCCAUCAUAUCCAAUGAGGGCAGGUCACGUCGACGUCGCCGCGCUCGGCCUCGCCCUGGCCAUGGCGGCCGCGCUGCUGGCAUGCCGGUGCGCGGCACAGGCGCCGGCACCGGCACCUUCAUCGGGCAUCGUGAGCGGCUCCGGGUGCAUGCCGGAGCUGGUCAGCCUGUCGCCGUGCAUGGGAUACAUGUCGGGCAACGCGACGGCGCCGGGGCCGGGCACGGCGUGCUGCUCGGCGGUGUCCGGCGUGCUGGCGUCGAGCCCGAGGUGCCUCUGCGCGGUGCUCGGCGGCACGGCGGCCACGCUCGGCGUGGCCCUGGACGGCGCCCGCGCGACGCAGCUGCCCGGGGCGUGCCGCGUCCAGGCCCCACCCGCCAGCCAGUGCAACGCUCUGGGAGUUCCGAUGCCGUCCCCGGCGAACCCGGCGGCAGCUGGAAGUACUCCGGCGACACCAUCCGAUCCCAAUGUUCCCCCUGCUGCUCAAUACUCCGGCGGGAACAUCGAUGAAGCAGGAAGAACUCUCGCCUUCGCCGUCGGCGUCGCAGCAGUUGCGUUGCUUCAUGGUGUUGCGGCCUGACACCUGUUGGUUGAUCCAUGCUGUCUGAGGAAGGCCCGUACAAGCCCAGAUGAAUAAAGCCUGUGGAACGAAACUAUGGGCCACGAGCAGGCCUCCUAAGCUGCUUGGUUUGUGUCGAUGUUGUUGUUUUUUUGCGACUUUAGUUUGUGUCGAUUUGAUUUGUU
Brachypodium distachyon (stiff brome) is the source of this 769-nucleotide messenger RNA. Its product is annotated as xylogen-like protein 11. The record is from RefSeq and is a predicted model, not a curated record. Gene Ontology annotation, biological process: lipid transport. Bases 42 to 605 code for a protein of 187 amino acids. Gene Ontology annotation, molecular function: lipid binding. The transcript is spliced from 3 exons. Lineage: Eukaryota; Viridiplantae; Streptophyta; Magnoliopsida; Poales; Poaceae.